Molecule: messenger RNA, 4818 nt
Organism: Neodiprion virginianus
Lineage: Eukaryota; Metazoa; Arthropoda; Insecta; Hymenoptera; Diprionidae
Product: xanthine dehydrogenase/oxidase-like
Exons: 23
Coding region: 793-4473 (1226 amino acids)
Molecular function (GO): oxidoreductase activity; 2 iron, 2 sulfur cluster binding; FAD binding
Source: RefSeq, a predicted model, not a curated record
AUCAAAGAACAAUAUUGAGACAAUAUUUUAUAAAAUUUCUAUCCAAAAAUUUGAAAACCCAGCUGUUGAAAGCUGGUUUUCGGAGACCCCUUAGAAAAAAUAUACCUUGUGGCGGUCAGGAUAACUUAUGAUGCUUUUGCGUGAAAUCAAAAUAGCAAAUAUUUUCUGUUAGUACACGGAGAGAAAAAUCUGAGAAAAAUUACCCUGCUGUUAUAAUCGUGAUGUAAAAGACACCUAAUGCAGUUUUUACCGUGCUGAAUCAGAAAAAUGCGUCUUCACUUUUUAAAUUUUGUGCUGCCGAAAUACAUAGUUUUUAAGCGAGGUAGUAAUUUUUUUCAUAAAAACCUAUAAUUUUUUUAACAUGCAUCAAUAAAAACUGCAUUAGGCGUCUUUUACAUCAGGAUUAGUAACAGCAGGGUAAUUUUUCUCAGAUUUUUCGCUCCGUGUAGAUGAGUAGGGCAGAGCGGGGUCUGUUGAGCCGCGGGGUCUAGUGCUCCACCUAUAGUAUUAUGCACACGGUGUGUGAUAUCUACGGGUGGGUGGUAUAAGACGAAGCAGGGGGUUGAGGGACCCGCGCCACUGUUGCAUUAGUCGCCGGCCGGCAUUUGUUUUGGGUAGGAGCACGUGAUGUUGGAAGUUUAGUGCUAAAAGUAAAAAAACAUCGUGCCACUGAAAUUUGGUUUAAAAACUACGAAUAUUAUCAUACGGUCAUCAAUUGACGAAAGUACACCAUCUGGCACAUCAUUGAACGUAUACCUUCGCGAGCAUGCAAACCUCCGGGGUACUAAAGCUAUGUGCCUCGAGGGUGGCUGCGGAGUAUGCAUUGUGGCCGUGAAUAUUGGCGGCAAUACAAUGGCAGUCAACUCCUGUCUGGUUCCCAUUCUAAUCUGUCAUGGGUGGGAAAUUACGACGAUAGAAGGCGUAGGCAACCGCGGCUCGGGGUACCACCCGGUGCAAGCAAGAUUGGCCCAAUUUAAUGGUUCGCAAUGUGGUUAUUGCUCACCUGGGAUGGUUAUGAAUAUGUACAGCUUGUCGCGGGAAAAAAAACAGCCGACAAUGAAGGAUAUUGAAAACUCGUUUGGAGGUAACAUAUGUAGGUGCACUGGGUACAGACCGAUUCUAGAUGCUUUUAAGUCACUCGCGUCAGACGCUAAUUUGGAAUUAACACAGAAGGUUCGAGACAUUGAGGAGUUGUGUGAAAUAAAGGUUUGUUCAAAAACCGAGCAAAGCUGCAGCGGUUCGUGCGCAACGAUACAAAAGAGCAAAGGCAUCGGGUUUCGGCACAUAAUAUUUGACAAUGCUGAGUUCUACAAAGUUCCUACCGUAGACGGGUUGUUUUCGAUUUUUGAGAAAUAUCCUGACGCAAGCUACGUUCUUCACGGUGGCAAUACAGCUCAUGGAGUAUACAGGAGUAAGAAGUCUCAGCUUUACAUCGAUGUGAAUGAUAUACCUGAUUUGCACCGGGUCGAGUUAACCAAGAUCGGUUUGGCAUUUGGCGCUAACUUAACACUGACGAAAGCCAUGCAGAGUUUUAAGAAAUAUUCAACCUACAAGGGAUUCAAAUAUUUGAAUCUGUUAGCGGAUCAUAUCGAUCUGAUCGCUAGUGUCCCCGUACGCAACAUAGGCACUUUGGCUGGUAACUUGAUGAUAAAACAUCAGCACCAUGAAUUCCCAUCCGAUAUUUUUCUGAUCCUCGAAACCGUUGGUGUUCAACUCCACAUCCUUGAAAAUCCUACAGACAAGCUGAGUGUGAAUCUUAUACAGUUUCUUGAAAUGGAUAUGAGACAUAAACUUAUAUACAGCAUUAUUUUACCGCCCCUCGAAAGCGAGUACGAAUUCAGAUCCUUCAAGAUAAUGCCUAGAGCGCAGAACGCGCAUGCGCACGUUAACGCUGGAUUUCUUUUCAAACUUGACGAAGGUGGGAAGGUUUUAGAAAUGCCAAACAUUAUCAUCGGUGGAAUCAGGAAUGAUUUUCUUCACGCGCGCAAAACAGAAGAAUAUUUGAAGGGUAAAAACUUGUUAACCAACGAUGUCUUCCAGAGGGCGAUCCAAGUUUUGCACAACGAACUCAACCCAGAUCAUAUACUUCCCGAUUAUUCUUCCGAAUUUCGGAAAAUAUUGGCUGAAGGUUUAUUCUACAAAAUAAUCGUUCCCGGGUUUCAGUAUGUUUUAAGCAUAAACCCGAACAAUGUUGACCCAAGACUGCGAAGCGGGGGAAUGAUUUUAGAACGAGGGUUAUCAACGGGCAAGCAGGAUUUUGAUACGGAUAGAAAUAUAUGGCCCCUGAAUAAGCCACUGCCGAAACUUGAGGCCAUAUAUCAAACAUCAGGCGAGGCUCACUAUAUUAACGACAUCAAGACAAUGCCAGACGAAGUACAUUGUGCCUUUGUACUGACUGACGUUGCCAAUGGGUACAUCGAGCACGUCGACACAACGGAGGUUAUGAAAAUGAAAGGUGUUAUUGCCUUUUAUGACGUAUCGGAUGUGCCGGGAAAAAACGUAUUCAUACCAAAAGAAGCAGAGAUAUUUUAUCUGCCCUUCAAUGAACCCUUGUUUGCGGAUAAGGAAGUUCUGUACGCCGGUCAACCGCUUGGGAUGAUAGUUGCAUCGAGUAACGCAAUUGCUAACGAAGCCGUGAACAAAGUAAAAGUAAUUUAUACCGGGUCAUUUGAAAAAAAGGCAAUCGUCUCCAUCGAAGAUGCAAUUGCCUCGAAAGAUGACAGCCGAAUAUCUACUCCGGUCGUUAUACCAGCUGAAAGUAGAGGAACUGACACUAAAUACGUGAUCAAGGGGGAUUUCGUCUGCGGCGGACAAUAUCACUAUACAAUGGAGACUCAGACUUGUGUCUGCUUGCCCGUCGAAGAUGGUAUAGACGUAUACACGUCGACACAAAAUAUUGACCUCAAUCAAAUUGCUAUUGCUACAUGCCUGGGUGUACCGCAAAACAGCAUCAACAUACGCGUAAAGCGAUUAGGCGGUGGCUACGGGGCUAAGAUAUCGCGUGCAGCCCAGGUAGCUUGCGCAUGUGCCCUGGCUUGCCACAAAUUAAACCGACCGGCCAGAUUCGUGAUGACACUCGAGAGUAACAUGAGCUCGAUUGGGAAACGAUCUCCGUCGUAUCACGAGUACGAGGUCGGCGUUGACAUUAACGGGAAGAUACAGUAUCUAAACGUAAAACACUGGUCCAAUUCCGGUGCAAUUUUCAACGAAUCUUCAAGUCCCGUAAUAGCUUAUCACUGUGGUAACUGUUACGACACAAGUACAUGGACCCGCGAGGGAUAUGAGGUCAGAACCGACCUACCUACAAACACCUACUGCCGAGCGCCGGCCUCCACGGAGGGUAUAGCCCUGGCUGAGAAUGUAAUGGAACAUAUUGCUAGGGAGCUUGGUAAAGACCCCAUGGAUAUUCGAAGUGUAAACAUGAACCCGGCCGACAAUUGCAUUAUGAACGAACUUAUCGAGGACUUGAAAGUAACUGCCGACUAUAACAUGAGAAGGAAGGCCGUGGAGAGUUUCAAUCGUGAGAAUCGAUGGAAGAAAAAAGGUAUUGCUAUGGUACCUAUGAAGUACCCGUUCACAUUCUACGGACAAUUUAAUGUCCUGGUGUCUGUUUAUGCUCGUGAUGGAACAGUAGCAAUUACUCACGGGGGUAUCGAAUGUGGUCAAGGAAUCAAUACAAAGGUUGCUCAAACGGCUGCCUAUAUUCUUGGCAUUGAUUUGGAGAUGAUUUCGAUAAAGCCAACCACCAAUCUGACAUCACCUAAUAAUACUGUGACUGGAGGCAGCUGGACCAGCGAUUCCUGUGCAUACGCUACGAUGAUGGCGUGCAAAGAGCUAAUCAAGAGGUUGGAACCAAUUAAAACAGAAUUGCAUGAACCAACGUGGAAAGAUCUGGUGUUCGCGGCUCAUCAGAAGGACGUUGAUUUAUGUGCACGGUACAUGUUCGCCGCAACGAAGGAUGACGUGAAACCUUACGCUAUCUGGGGAUGCGCUGUAGGUGAGGUAGAAGUGGAUUUGCUUACUGGCCAGCACGUCAUAACCAGAGUUGACCUAAUGGUAGACGCAGGCAUCAGCAUGAGUCCGGAGGUGGAUAUUGGACAAGCUGAAGGCGCUUUUAUCAUGGGUCUUGGAUAUUGGACCAGUGAGGAUUUAAUAUACGACCCAGAGACAGGAGUUCUGACGAACAAUAGAACUUGGAAUUACAAACCACCCGGAGCCAAGGAUAUACCUAUUGAUUUUCGCAUCUCACUUCGCAGAAAUGCUCCGAAUCCACUUGGAGUUCUGAGGGCUAAAGCUACCGGUGAGCCGUCAUUGUGUACGAGCUGCGUAAUUAUGUUUGCGAUUCGUAACGCCAUAAACGCUGCCAGGGCUGAUGCUGGAAAUACUGAGAAGUGGUACGAUCUACCUGCUCCGAUAACAACCGAACGGAUCCUGUUAAGCAGUUUGACCAACAAAGAGCAGAUGAUUAUUUAACGUUUAAAAUUUAAAUUAAAGACGGAACAAUGAUUAUAGAACCUUAGGAAACAAAAGCAUUCAGUACCGCACACAUUAUCAUUACCCACGGUUUCAGUAUUUUAUCCGAGGAAGCUCAAUCGUGAAUCUACAAGCAAUUAGCUAUACUGUUAAAUUUAGUAUAACAGCAUAAAUCCACAUAUCAUGCCUAGUAUCUGUUUCAUUAUUAUUUUCCCAAAGACAAAGUUAACACAGUAGAAUUACAUUAUCUCAUUGUUUUGUUUUUAUGCGCAAUAAUGUAGACUACCAAGUUGAUAUAAACUGUACAAGUAAUGUAUAAAAAUAUACUCAACUUACUUAUUUAUA